AUGUCCAUUUCCAGCAAUACAGCGACGAAUCCCUAUUCGAGCAUCAACGACCUCCUCAGCAAUGUGCGCAACUUCAAGAUCAUCGAGUCGACCCUAAGGGAAGGAGAGCAAUUCGCCAAUGCGUACUUCUCGACGGAGACGAAGAUCAAGAUCGCGAAAAUGCUCGGCGAUGCCUUCGGAGUCGACUAUUUGGAGCUUACGAACCCGGCUGCCAGUCCACAAUCCCGGGACGACUGUGAAGCUAUCUGCAAGCUCGGCCUCAAGGCUAAAAUUCUAACACACACCAGAUGUACUCUAGAAGAUGCCAAACUUGCGUGUGACUGUGGAGUCGACGGCGUUGAUGUCGUGAUUGGAACGAGCCAAUUCCUCAGAGAACAUUCCCUCGGCGGCAAGAAUAUGACUGCUAUUACCAAGCAGGCCAUCGAGGUCAUUGAGUAUAUUAAGAGCCGAGGCUGCGAGGUCCGCUUCUCAAGUGAAGAUUCUUUCCGGUCUGAUCUAGUCGAUUUGCUCUCAAUCUACCGCGCAGUCAACAACGUCGGCGUCAACAGGGUAGGCGUGGCAGAUACCGUUGGCCUUGCUUCACCAAGACAGGUUUACGACCUUGUCCGGACUCUUCGAGGUUGUGUCUCCACCGAUAUCGAGGUCCACUUUCACGAUGAUACGGGCUGUGCUGUUGCGAACGCAUUUACUGCCCUUGAGGCUGGCGCUACACACGUCGACACAUCCGUACUCGGCCUGGGAGAAAGAAAUGGCAUUACCCCACUCGGAGCUCUUAUGGCUAGAAUGAUGCCGACUUCUAGGGACUAUAUUCUGUCGAAGUAUAAACUGCAAGAACUCAAGAAGAUCGAAGACUUUGUCGCAGAAUGCGUUGAGGUAAACGUGCCAUUCAACAACCCAGUUACUGGGUUUUGCGCAUUCACGCACAAGGCUGGCAUCCAUGCUAAGGCAAUCCUCAACGACCCGUCCACGUAUGAGAUCCUCAAGCCUGAGGAUUUCGAUAGUGACGUGCACUUCACGUCUAGACUUACAGGAUGGAAUGCCAUCAAGAGUCGAGUUGACCAACUUGGUCUGAAGAUGACCGACGCCCAGGUCAAGGAAUGUACGGCCAAGCUUAAGAGCAUGGCGGAUCUGAAGGUAAUGACACUUGACGAGAGCGAUGCUCUGAUCAGAAGCUUUCACUUGGAACUGCAAAAUGGAGCAUAG
Molecule: messenger RNA, 1203 nt
Organism: Fusarium fujikuroi IMI 58289
Lineage: Eukaryota; Fungi; Ascomycota; Sordariomycetes; Hypocreales; Nectriaceae
Product: probable homocitrate synthase, mitochondrial precursor
Exons: 23
Coding region: 1-1203 (400 amino acids)
Cellular component (GO): mitochondrion
Molecular function (GO): homocitrate synthase activity
Source: RefSeq, a predicted model, not a curated record